Corythoichthys intestinalis (scribbled pipefish) is the source of this 2122-nucleotide messenger RNA. RefSeq lists its product as uncharacterized. The record is from RefSeq and is a predicted model, not a curated record. The transcript is spliced from 7 exons. NCBI's taxonomy places the organism in Eukaryota, Metazoa, Chordata, Actinopteri, Syngnathiformes, Syngnathidae. Bases 248 to 1150 code for a protein of 300 amino acids.
UCGAAAGCCCCUAUGGACGGAUAUAAACAUUGAAACAGUUUUCGUACCUUCACUGUCGCUAUUUUCUUUUCCCACGUCUCGUUUUUCCAAUAUUUCCCUCGCUUCACUGAGGUGAAGCCUUGAUGUGUCGAGGACUGUUUUAUUCUUUUAAUAUUCAAGUCGUCUGAGGUGCUCGUUGAAGCUUCGCGGUCUACUCUAGCCUAGCCUCAUCUAGUGGCUAAGGAGAACAAGGCAUCAAGUGUGGAAAAUGGACGCAAAAACAACACCGUUCUUUGAGGAAUUUUGUGGCGCAGAAGUUGUGCUUCACAGACUAGAAGACAGCAGCCAAGCAAAUCAUUUUGAGCACCAGGAGUCGAUUCGCAUCAAAAAGGAGGAGGAAGAUUCGCCAUACAUUAAGAUGGAAGAAGAAGAGUUCGUAAACAUUAAAGAGGAAGAGUUCGUAUACACAAACAAGGAGCAGGAGGAGCAUUCUAUCACAGUUAGGAACUCUCUCAUUGAGGAGCAGUACCAACAUUCCCCUUUCAAAGACCCUGUUCAAGAGAAAGAGGCAAACAUCACCAAGCUGACGUGUAAGUGGCAGGAACCUAAGUCUCCUGGCAUUGAAGAAGUGGUGCUCUACCAAAUCAAACAGGAGGAACCUGAGUCCAUUCAACAGCAAAGGAUAGAAGAGCAACUUCCAAUCAAAAAGGAAGAGGAGGAGAUGCCAUACAUUAAUGGAGGUCCGAGUGAGCUCAGCAGAGAGCCGGAGCCUCCGAGCAGCAGUUGCCCUUCAACGGGAUCGCUAGCAGACAACCUCAUCGCUCCGCUAUCAGAAGCUGCAAAAAAACCCAAGAGACGAAGGGUUUUGUCUGAGGAGACCAAAAAGAGAAAAAGGGAAGCUACCCGGAUAAAAGGACAUUCAAGGAUCAACAUUGGUCCAGUUUUCACUCGCUGGCGCGAGCUCAAGGACGAAGAGGGAUUUCCAUCCGACGCUGCCUUGGCUCUUUUCAUGCUGGACUACUAUCAAAACAGGCAAGCUUCAACGCCCCACAAGCAACACCUUCAGCCAGCUUCCAGCUUUACAGUAGAGUCAAACCACAUUAGGGAAGAACCAAUAGAGGGUGUCCAAAUCCUGGAAAACGGCAGUGAGACGAAACAAGUUGAUGUAUGAGAUGCCAGGUAUCAAGCCUGUAAGGAGGAUUUGAAGGAGCUGAUCCCUCCAAUUGUGGUCCAGUGCUUGUGUUUCUACGUUCGUGCAGAUCCUGAAUUUUCUGCUAGAUCUCGGGGUUCAAGUCUUCUGGUGUCCUACUUCUUCCCCUCCCCCUGACUCUGCCAGCACUUGUGCAUUGGCGCCAUCAGGGGUUGGCAAAACCACUUGCCAGUAUAACGAUACAUUGUAAAAGCAUCACUGAUGCAUUUAACUCCCUGUUAGGAAGUUCUUUGUUAUAGUUUUUUAAUUCAAGAACAAUUAUUUUGUCAUACAUUAACAUUGUUUUGGGAAAUAUUCAGUUAAAAUAUGACUGUUUCUGUACUUGCUUUUAUAUCUCAUAUCUUUUUGUAUAUGACAGCACAUGCCAGUAAUUGUUUUGUAUGCAUACACUGUUGGCCAAAAAUAUUGGCACCACAGCUAUUCUGUCAGAUAAUGCUCAAUUUCUCCAAGAAUAUGAUUUCAAUUACAAAUGCUUUGCUAGUAAUAUCUCAUUUUUUUGCUUGCAAUGGAAAAAAAACAUUAAAAAUUAAAUCAUUAUUAUUUUACACAAAAUGGGCCAGACAAAAGUAUGGGCACCCUUUAAAAAAUCGUGGUGCUUCUCUAAUUUGUGUAAUUAACAGGACUAGUUACUUACCUGUGGCACAUAACAGGUGGUGGCAGUAACUAAAUUACACUUCCAGCCAGUUGAAGUGGAUUAAAGUUGACUCAACCUCUGUCCUGUGUCCUUGUGUGUACCACGUUGAGCAUGGAGAAAAUAAAAGACCAAAGAACUGUCUGAGGACUUGAGAAGCAAAAUUCUAAGUGUUUUAUGUUAUGUAACAUUUCAAUCUAAAAAAUGUCUAGGGCCAGAUACCCGGCAAGAUGUGCUCUCCGUGCUGAGGCAAUAGUAACAUGGGAAUUCAACCUAAAUAAGUUGUGAUUGUAUGUAGAAAA